AUGCCAAAUAAGCUUCGGUCUCGUUCCAAUCUUGCUUCCUCAGAAAAUUUGGCCAAGCUUGGAGAAUGCGCCAGAUGGGGUAUGCUUUCGACCUUGUUUAGUCUGGUGUAUGGCCACCUGCUGGUGGCCACCCAGCUGCCCCCUGACCCCAGACAGGAUGGUUGGCUCCUGAUGAAGUCUCCGCUACCCACCUACAUCAUCUCCGUCGGCUACGUCCUGGGCGUCACCUGCCUGGCGCCCAAACUCAUGGAGGACAGGCGGCCGGUCUCGGGUCUCCGGCCAGUGAUGGUGGUGUACAACGCCCUGCAGGUCGUUAUUUCCUUCUGGCUCUUGUACGAGGUCGCAAUGGCAGGAUGGCUUACGACCUACAGCUACCGCUGCCAGACAUGUGACUUCUCCAACAGUCCAGAGGCCUUGAGGAUGUUGCGGGCCGCCUACUGGUACUACGUCUCCAAGUUCGCGGACUUCCUCGACACAGUGUUCUUCCUGCUGAACAAGAAAUAUGAACACAUCUCUGCACUGCACGUCGUGCACCAUUCCCUGAUGCCUGUCAACAUGUGGUACGGUCUGCGUUACCAGCCUGGUGGCCACAGUAGCUUCAUGGGGUUCCUGAACGCCUUCGUCCACGUGGUGAUGUACUCGUACUACCUGCUGGCGGCCAUGGGGCCCCGAGUCCGUCCCUUCCUCUGGUGGAAGAAGUACCUCACCGCCCUCCAGAUGGUCCAGUUCAUAUUUGUCAUGGUACACUCCUUGCAGUUACUGUUCAUCGAGUGCCCUGUGCCUUACCAGAUAACUUGGUGGAUCUUUGGCACCUCCGUGAUGUUCCUUUUCCUGUUUUCAAACUUCUACCUGCAGGCGUAUAUCCGGGCCAGCACCAAGGCCAGAACUCAGGAAAUGAAUAAAGUCGUGAAUGGGUUUCUGGGGUGCUACGCAAACGGCCUGACGUCGCCCCGAGGGCCGCCCAGAGAUGUCCCCGAGAUGACCUGCAAGGUGACGGAAUUGAGACAGAACAAGACGCUCAAAAAUCGUCGGGAGCCCUCUAGUCUACCUUGA
Procambarus clarkii (red swamp crayfish) is the source of this 1053-nucleotide messenger RNA. Its product is annotated as very long chain fatty acid elongase 7. Gene Ontology annotation, molecular function: fatty acid elongase activity. Gene Ontology annotation, cellular component: endoplasmic reticulum membrane. Gene Ontology annotation, biological process: fatty acid elongation, monounsaturated fatty acid; fatty acid elongation, polyunsaturated fatty acid; sphingolipid biosynthetic process. Lineage: Eukaryota; Metazoa; Arthropoda; Malacostraca; Decapoda; Cambaridae. The record is from RefSeq and is a predicted model, not a curated record.